AUGAAAACCCGGAAGUGCAUCACAACAGUAACGAUGCUGCAGAGAAACUGUUUAAAAACUUUACACCGUGAUCACAAUGUGUUCUUUAUAGUUUAUAUCGCUGCAGUAUCGAUCAGCCAUGGAACACCAGGGCUCUGUGAGAAAGAAAAGAAUAAAAUAAGUCCGGAGAGAUGUAUAGUUUGGGGAGCGGGUCUGGACCCGGAGCUGGUGGUUCCGGUCCGAUAUUUCUACAUUCAGGCGGUGAAUCAAGACGGAGAGAACAUCACCGUGUCCCCGGGUUCAGACUCCUUCCAGGUGAGCGUGAGCGCUCUCUCGGUCCAGGAGCGAGUCCGUGUCCAUGUUCCCGCCCCUCUGGACCGGAGUGACGGUUCCUUCCUGGUGAGAUUCCGUCUUUACUCGAGCGCAGUAAAUGGUCUGAAGGUGGAGGUGCUUCAUAAACACACACAUGUGGCUCAGUCUCCGUACACACUGACAGGAGCGGUGUAUCACGAGGACUGCGAUUGUCCCUUUGAGGACGCGGAGGCGUGGCUAAGCGUGCUGAAGUGUCCGAGUGCAGAGCCUCAGAUCCAACAGGAUUUCAGUGCGUUUCCCUCCAUCGAGCUGCAGCGUGUGAGACAGGAAGUGCCCUCGCGCUUCUCUGACCGCGGCGUCAUCCACUACGCCAUCAUCGACAACCAGCUGCACCGCCGCGCGCUCGGGAGGUACACCGACUUCAAGAUGUUCUCGGACGAGAUGCUGCUCUCACUCACGCGCAAAGUCCGUGUGCCUGACGUCGAGUUCUUCGUUAACGUUGGGGACUGGCCGUUAGAGACGCGCGGGGUUUCAGACGCUCCCGGGCCGGUUCCCAUCGUCUCGUGGUGCGGGUCGAGGGAAACACGUGACAUCAUCCUGCCCACCUAUGACAUCACACAUUCCACUUUAGAGACGAUGAGGGGCGUGUCCAACGACCUGCUGUCUAUACAGGGAAAUACAGGUCCAGUGUGGAGGAAUAAAACGGAGCGAGCGUUUUUCCGAGGCAGAGACAGUCGCGAGGAGCGAUUAAACCUCGUGUCCAUGUCCAAGAGAAACCCCGAGCUGCUGGACGCCGGGAUCACGGCUUUCUUCUUCUUCCGCGAACGAGAGAAAGAUCUCGGCAAAGCACCUCUGGUCGGCUUCUUCGACUUCUUUAAGUAUAAGUACCAGGUGAACGUGGAUGGGACCGUCGCUGCGUACAGGUUCCCCUACCUGAUGCUGGGGAACAGUGUGGUGAUGAAGCAGGACUCCUCAUAUUACGAACACUUCUACGCACACCUCAGGCCCGGGCGCCAUUACUUACAGCUCAAGAGAGAUCUGUCUGAUCUGAUUGAGAAAAUCCAAUGGGCAAAGGAGAAUGAUGGUGAAGUAGAGGCCAUAGCGAGGGCGGGGCAGGCGCUGGUCAGAGACCUGCUGCAGCCUCACAGACUCUACUGUUACUACUACAUGGUGCUGAAGUCGUACGCAGAUCGACAGGUGGGAGACCCUGCUGUUCAUCCUGACAUGGAGAGAGUGAGACAGCCGUCUGACCCCAGCGCAGCGUGCGACUGUCGCAGGGGGACACGGGGACGACCGGGUGACGAGCUCUGACGGAGGAACCUGAUUACCUCUCAGGCCUGGGGUUCCUGCAGAGAGCCCUCACACACCUGACACACACACACACACUUGCCUUUACAUCUCGUUCAGUGUGGGUGUGUUCCAAACCUCAAAUCAUGUCCACUACACAGGCAACAGAAGCACCUGCUCAUGGAGCUUAUGGCUGGCGUAUACACACACACACACACACACACACUCGGCUGUGUCUCUUUUAGCAAUGAAGGGCUCAUACAGUGCUGUGUGUGCGUGCUGAGGAUACGGGGAGGGCAAUAUGGGUUAAAUAAUGUCUUAAUUUAAUGUGAAUAACACACACACACACACACACACACACACACACACAUUGUAUUGUGUGUAUAAUGACCUUUUAGUCUCUCUCUCUAAAAAAAAAAAAAAACAGCUUUUAAGCUAAUUUUUUCUGUUCUGUACUGCAACAUCAGCAAAUUGUCUGUGUGUGUGUGUCUGUGUGCGUGUGUCUGUGUGUGUGUGUGUCUGUGUGCACAUUUACUGUUCAGGUUGCACAACGGAGCCGCUGACAUUUUUUCCGAGUUAUUCCUCAUGUUCGAUCUCCAGAAUAAAUAAAAUAACUUUAAUCUCAUUUUUUAAAGAAAAAAAGCAAGCGAUGUAAAUAAUUCUCAGACUCGUCUAUAAGAGAUGAGCGCUCCUUUUUAUUAGAUUAAAUAUAAUUAAAUAUUUUUGUGAAAUGUUGAGCAUUCUGGAUAUAAAUGUGAAAAUGUAAGAAAUGUUUACGUUUAUAGCUUUAUUAACGAAUCCCUUUUCUUCACCUGCAUUAAUCUGUUCAUCCUCGUCCCCGUGUGUCUGAGCGAGUGGAUUCGAUCUGAUGAUAAAAGAUCGUCGGUUCUAAGAGAGGAGCUGAAGGGACGGUCUGUGAGAUGCAGAUGUUUGUGUACUGUAUUGUGGUGGUGUGUGUUACGCUGCGACGGGGAAACUCAAACUAAAACCACGAGGGUGAUAUUUAUAGACUGUUAAGCUGAUUUUUGGGACAUUGUGAUAACACUAAUGUUUGUUGUCUGGUUUUGUGGAAAGUAUUUUUUUACAGGAUUUGUGUAUUAAAAUCUAUUAAAAGUAUCUAAUAAACACCGAAAUGCUGA
Molecule: messenger RNA, 2717 nt
Organism: Clarias gariepinus (North African catfish)
Lineage: Eukaryota; Metazoa; Chordata; Actinopteri; Siluriformes; Clariidae
Gene: poglut3
Product: protein O-glucosyltransferase 3
Exons: 8
Coding region: 1-1602 (533 amino acids)
Cellular component (GO): endomembrane system
Molecular function (GO): protein binding; glucosyltransferase activity
Source: RefSeq, a predicted model, not a curated record